AUGGUAUUUUUCACUUUUAAAACAUCGAAAGAUGGAGAGAUCUUUGCUUUCCUCCCCGAUGACUUCACCCGCUCUGAUUUGAUCGGAGCUCUACCAGCGCUCGGUGAUUUAACCAAAUACCGACUUGUAGUCAACGAUCAAGUUCUGUGUUUAAACAACGAAGCCAUCUUUAAUCGACAAAAGCACCUUAUCCUUGACGGUGCCACAAUCAUCCUCUUGAAUCAAGCUACAGGUGGUACAUUUAUUGAAAUAUCUCUUCUCAAAGAAAUGCUCUUAGAAGAUUUAAAAAGCGAAUGGCCCAAAAUCGACCAUACCUUGAGUAUUUGUGAUUUCUGUUUAUGUUUAGAGCUCUGUGGUACGAUACACGGUACCAAGGUAUGUCUCGAUUGUUUUCCGAAUUAUUUAAAGGAAACAAAUUUCGAGUUACGAUGUAAGAAGCAAAUUGUCGAUCGAAAUGAUCUCUAUCGCGUCAGCCAUCGAACAUCUUCCUCCGGUACUGAUUUAGUCCUAUGUAAGCUGACGCCUAGCUCUGACUUACUCAGUGCAGCGAACGCAAAAGAUAAGCCAAGAGACCAAGCCGCUGUAUUUUGUGAAGCCUCCGUGGACUAUCAGAAAUUCUUUAAAACACCGGAAUUUAUCGAUCGAUGGUCAGUUUUAUGCGAUAUGACUGAUUUAUUGAAGAAUAUCGAUUGUCAAAUCUGCUACUGCGGUGCGUUUCUAGUCAAUAUGACAUUACAUGCCAAGCAACAGUGUAGUAACUGCCAGCGUUGGUUGUGCUUCUUCUGCAAUCGAACAUGGGAUAACCAAACUAUGAAAGAUCUUCGUUACACUUGCACGAAUGAAUGUCAAUAUGAGCGAAGAAUUGAAUACGAACUUGUUCCACUAUUGAAUGCUCCAGAAAUAAUGGUGCCCGAUCGACGAUGUUGCCCAAAUUGUUUCCUUGCAGGAGGAUAUGGUACUGCUUGUAAAUACCAUAGUUGUCCCUAUUGUCGGCAUCAAUUUUGUUUUAUGUGCCUUGAGACUGAAGCUGAUUGCAAGACAAAACAUAAAUCAGGUCCCUAUCGGGCAUGCACUGCUGUAAAAAAACAAGACUUUUCAAUAUUUCCUCGACUUCAUAGUUCUUAA
Molecule: messenger RNA, 1125 nt
Organism: Adineta ricciae
Lineage: Eukaryota; Metazoa; Rotifera; Eurotatoria; Adinetida; Adinetidae
Source: the annotation of a GenBank genome assembly